AUCGGCGCAAUGACUUCAUAUUUCUAAUCUAUAUCGAUGAACUCUAAUAGUGAACGAUGUCACAUAUAUUUCGUAUAAUUUUGUAAAUAAAGAUAAUUAUUGUUGUGUAUCGCUAUGUGUUUUUGGACGUAUACAAUAAGUUAAAAUAUGGCUUUAUUUACAUUUCUAAUCAUCGCUUUAUUGGCAGGAGCUGUGGAUCCUGGGCGUGUCCGUCGUAUAGUGGGAGGUAGUGACACCACUAUAGACAAGUAUCCCUCACUCGUGCAAAUCGAGAGCCGAAACCUAUGGAGCGGCAUUUGGUCGCAAUCCUGCGCCGGUACUAUUCUGACUACGAGAUAUGUACUGUCUGCUGCUCAAUGCUUUUUUGGCCCAUGGUACUCCCCAAAAAACCGUCGCAUCAGAGCAGGGUCUUCAUAUCGCAAUACGUCUGGCGUUAUCUACCUCAUAGAAAAAGAGAUCAACCACCCGCAAUACGACCUCUACAAUACUUCGUCCGAUAUAUCGGUGCUCCGACUCGAGACCCGGAUAGAGUACACUCCUGUUAUCCAGCCUGGUACACUCCUUGCUGCUGAUUUCGCCUUUCCCGCUGAUAUACCUGUUACCGUUGUUGGAUGGGGUCAUACUGCAUACUACGGAGUGCAUGCAAAUGUUCUUCAAGAAACCACGGUGACCACGGUGGACCGAGAUUUUUGUGCUAAACGCUACAGAUCUAUAAAUACCCGUCGUAACGUUACCAAGAGCAUGCUUUGCGCUGGGGUCUUAGGGGUCACUGGCAGAGACACCUGUACUGGGGACUAUGGGGGUCCACUCUAUUACGGGCAUAUAGUUAUUGGUAUAGCCAGUUGGGGUCACCAAUGUGGUCAUGCUGACUUUCCUGGGGUCUACGCGUCUGUUGCUUCCUAUACUAGGUGGAUUGCUUCUGUUGUUGUAUAAGUUAAUUCAGAUUUUUGUGUUUAAUAAAUCUUUGUAUAUUCGAUGCAA
This is a messenger RNA of Spodoptera frugiperda (fall armyworm), 981 nucleotides long. RefSeq names its product trypsin, alkaline C-like. Gene Ontology annotation, molecular function: serine-type endopeptidase activity. The record is from RefSeq and is a predicted model, not a curated record. Gene Ontology annotation, biological process: proteolysis. Bases 148 to 933 code for a protein of 261 amino acids. The transcript has 4 exons. NCBI's taxonomy places the organism in Eukaryota, Metazoa, Arthropoda, Insecta, Lepidoptera, Noctuidae.